This is a messenger RNA of Alnus glutinosa, 2193 nucleotides long. Its product is annotated as pentatricopeptide repeat-containing protein At2g38420, mitochondrial. NCBI's taxonomy places the organism in Eukaryota, Viridiplantae, Streptophyta, Magnoliopsida, Fagales, Betulaceae. The transcript has a single exon. Gene Ontology annotation, molecular function: protein binding. The record is from RefSeq and is a predicted model, not a curated record. Bases 36 to 1565 code for a protein of 509 amino acids.
UCUGCUUGCAAUUUCUACGACACCCAAUUCCCCAAAUGGUCAGACCCUCAUCUCUAAAAGGCCCCAACAACUUCCUCAGAAAGCACAGGAAGUGGCCACUCUCACCCUACAAGACCAAAUGGCACCAAACCUUCAAUCAACAGCAAGCCAUGCAAACCUUAAAACAAGCAGCAGCAGCGACAACAACUGUAUUGGCAGCAGCACAAGAAAACCCCAUCAAACACCAACAACCCCAUCUCCUCUCCACUCUCGUACACUCCUUCAACACCUACAACUGUGACCCAACGCCCAGUGCCUACCACUAUGUCCUUAAAACCCUGGCCAGAACCUCCCAGUUCCACCACAUUCCUCUCGUUCUCGACCGCCUCGAACGCGUUGAAAAGUUCCAGACGCCCGAGUACGUUUUCACUGAACUUAUAAAGAUUUACAGCAAUGCUGAUAAGCUUCAAGAGGCUGUAGAUUUGUUUUAUGGGAUUGACAGGUUUAGGUGUGUGCCUUCUGUGUACUCACUCAACUCGUUGCUCUCAGUUCUUUGUAGGAAAAGCGAAGGUCUUAGAAUGGUUCCUCAGGUUUUGCUAAAGAGUCAGUUCAUGAAUAUCCGGGUCGAGGAAUCAACAUUUCGGAUAUUAGUCAGUGUUCUGUGUAGAGUUAGAAGGGUUGGAUAUGCUAUUGAGAUUCUGAAUUGUAUGAUAAAUGAUGGGUAUGAGCUUAAUGUGAGGAUUUGCUCUUUGAUAUUGUCAUCUUUGUGUGAACAAAGAGAUUUGUCUAGAGUUGAGGUUAUGGGUUUUGUGGAAAGAAUGAGGAAACUGGGUUUUUGUCCUGGAAUGUUGGAUUAUUCUAAUGUGAUUAGGUUUUUGGUCAGGGGAGGGAAGGGUUUGGAUGCUUUGGAGGUUUUAAAUCGGAUGAAAGUAGAUGGGAUUAAGCCCGACAUUUUUUGUUAUACUAUGGUUUUAAAUGGGGUUAUCCUAGAAGGGGAUUAUGGGAAGGCGGAUGAGCUGUUCGAUGAAUUGCUUGUAUUGGGUUUGGUUCCUGAUGUUUAUACUUAUAAUGUAUAUAUAUUUGGUAUGUGUAAGCAGAAUAAUGUGGAAGCUGGAAUUAAGAUGAUUGCUUCAAUGGAGGAGUUGGGGUGCAAACCCAAUGUGAUUACUUAUAAUACAAUAAUGGAUGCGUUGUGUAAGGUUGGGAAGUUGAGUAGGAUGAGGGAGCUAGUGAAAGAGAUGGGAUGGAAGGGUGUUGAGUUCAACUCGCGGACAUAUAGGAUUAUGCUGGAAGGUUUUGUUGGUAAAGGUGAAAUUAUUGAAGCUUGUGCUUUGUCCGAGGAAAUGCUGGAGAAGUGUUUCUGUCCUCGAUGUGCGGCAUUUGAUGAGAUAAUAUUUGGGUUGUGCCAAAAAGGCUUGGUUUGUAAAGCAGUGGAAUUGAUUAAGAAAAUGAUUGGCAAGAAUGUAGUUCCCGGGCCUAUGGCCUGGGAAGCACUGCUCCUUAGCGCCGGAUCUAAACUUAGCUUUUCAGAGACCAUCUUGACUGGUUUGGUGAAUGGUGAGCCUAAUGUAAACUCACCCAUUUAGGCUGCUAGAACAGUAAACUUGAUUUGAAAACCUAGUGAAUUGUUAUGUCUCUCAUCGAUGUUCGGAGCGCUGUUACUUAGAGUCAGUGUUGAAGAGUUUAACUACAAGUUGCUGCUUCCAUGUGUUUGCUAUGGGCUUCAGUUUGAGUAACAGUGAAAAUACGCCUCUGUAGUGCAAGCACGGAAAAGGAUAUAUAUAUAUUAUUUUUCUCAAGAGAAGCAAUUUAUCCUGGCUCAACUCUCUGUUACUUUGCCUGUCAAUUGUGCUUCUCUCCAUUCAAGCAUGAUCAGCAUAACAUGGUAUGUUCCUCUUUACAAGCCUAGCUAGUUGACAUAGCGGAAAAGCGUAAGAAACAAAACACAAUCAAAAGCUUUGAAGUCUUCUGAUUAAAGGGAACCAAAGAACACAAACUUGAUCAGUGAAAUAGCUUCUCAACUUUUCAAUGCCUCAACAUUACACAGGAUGAAACUUAAAUAAUACAAUUGUAGAAUUCUAAAAAGCAAAAUCAAACACCUAAUUGGAAAUUGGCUAUGAAAGGUAACAAUAAACUAAAUUUAGAAGGCAGAAAUUGAGAUUGAAGCAUUUUAGGAUAACGAUUUCAGUGUUUUAGAGUGGAUUCUGUCAAGAU